Messenger RNA from Hevea brasiliensis (rubber tree), 823 nucleotides. RefSeq lists its product as uncharacterized. NCBI's taxonomy places the organism in Eukaryota, Viridiplantae, Streptophyta, Magnoliopsida, Malpighiales, Euphorbiaceae. The record is from RefSeq and is a predicted model, not a curated record. The coding region runs from base 49 to 741 and encodes 230 amino acids. The transcript is spliced from 2 exons.
UCAACAAAGUAUGAAGGAGAGAGAAACAGAGAGAGAGAGUGAAAGAAAAUGUUAACCACACUUUCUGAUCAAGAUAAGACCCUGGAACGGAUUUUCUUGAUCACGAAUUUGGUGGUGGAGCUUCCGUCGGCGGUUCUUGAUCAGCUAGCCUCAGUUCACAAGCCUCGCUAUGCACUAAUCAGCUUGAUCAUGUCUUUCGUAAUCAUGCUUAUCUCUGUUCUUGAUCUUGUUCGAAUAGGUCGAAGAGAAAGAGUCAAAUGGAUGAGGAGAGGCAAGAUCAUACCUUGGUUUUACUCUCCAUAUCCAAGUUACAAGCCUCUGGGAACAUUUGCUGAUAUUUUUGGAUUAGUUUGUAGCAUCUUCCAAUGUGCUUCUGCAGCAAUUGCUUAUGCCUUUCUGUCUCAUAAAGCCGAUAGUCGUAUCAAAAUGUCAGUUUGGCCAUUAAUCUUUGCCUUUGGUUUAUUGUGUUCUAGAUUUCCAAAGAAUCCACGCCCUGAAAUUCAUCUAGAGAGCCCUGCUCGACGCACCCUGCAUGAGCUUCAGCCUUCUGAAACUCAAUUAUACUAUGAAGAUAAGAAGAAUUACCGGGAGUUUUCUGAGACUCCUAAGAAGUCCAAGAGAAAGAAGCGUGAGGAAGUAGAAAGGUUAAAGCAGCUUCAUACACUAAAGGGUCAUGUUGAAUCAGUGGUGGAACUCAGGGAACUUGACAUCGACUCCGAUGAACAGUACUACUCUGUUUGAGAAGCUGCAAACGCUUGUUCUUCUAUUGCCCCAUUCUUCAAUACAUAUGGUACGUUAGUCCACUCUGAAGGGUGAUUCUUUU